This is a messenger RNA of Mytilinidion resinicola, 970 nucleotides long. RefSeq lists its product as uncharacterized. The transcript is spliced from 4 exons. The coding region runs from base 218 to 769 and encodes 183 amino acids. The record is from RefSeq and is a predicted model, not a curated record. NCBI's taxonomy places the organism in Eukaryota, Fungi, Ascomycota, Dothideomycetes, Mytilinidiales, Mytilinidiaceae.
GCGAGGAUAACGUGAUGGUGCGGGAUCGGCUGUUGUGACAGGUCACGAGUGACGCGAUUGGAUGCAACAACUUAACACCAACGCAUGUUUCCUUUUUUUGCAAACACCUCUUGUCGUCUUUGCCCGCUCUUGCUCGUCCUUCCUCCAGCCUCAUUCAUUCGCAAAUCAAGGCUUGAAUACAUUCAUCACGCGAACAUGAAACGGAAGGGGGCCCACGAUGGGUCUCCAAAGCUCGGAACGAGUCUGCAGAGCUCGAACAAGAGGAUCGCGACAAGACAGAAAUCAAGCAGGGGAAAAGUCAGCAAGCAUUGAUCGAACCGAAAGGCUCGAUCAAAAAAAAACCCCCCGACGUUGGAAGGACUUAAUGGCGCAGCCACAUCCAACCAUGACGAUGAAAACAAGGGCGACGAAAACUCUAAACAAGAUGAGACUUCAGAACACGACUCCAAAGGCCAGUAAGAGCAUGAAGGGGUCCAUGAGAUUCAUUCUCAAUCCCAGAGAAAUAAAGCUGAGUCAUGAAGCCCGAUUGAAACCACUGCGAGAGGCGUAUGCUGCUGAUCGAGCCACGUCUCUCGAAUUCGCGCGCAUGUUCCGUGCCGCCUGCCCCCGGAGCUCCGCAACUAGGUGUAUGAAGAACUCCUUCCGGCAGAGGCCCAAAUUACUCACCUUUCGACCGAGACAACCCGAGAAGAUAUGGCGCAGAUCAUGGGCCAACCUCGUUAUCUUUUCCCCUCAUACGUCGGUCAGGACGUUGCCACAGAGGCCUUAAAAGCAUAUUACAGCAAUGUCUUGUUCGUGUUCGCGCACAACUCGCACAAUCGCCACGAUGCGGAGUCCCAAUGUACAGUAGACGCUGGGGGGAUGUUCUGGUGGUUCAUCCAUGUGGACGUCUUCGGCCUGGGCGUUGUUCUGACAGCCAGCUCUGCUGCCUACUUCAGGACGCUAUCGCCUACUAGGCUGCUUACUGUGC